Chrysochloris asiatica (Cape golden mole) is the source of this 1236-nucleotide messenger RNA. It is a transcript of the gene SPAG8, whose product is annotated as sperm associated antigen 8. Gene Ontology annotation, cellular component: cytoplasm; nucleus. Bases 1 to 1236 code for a protein of 411 amino acids. Gene Ontology annotation, molecular function: microtubule binding. The record is from RefSeq and is a predicted model, not a curated record. The transcript has 6 exons. Gene Ontology annotation, biological process: positive regulation of transcription by RNA polymerase II. Lineage: Eukaryota; Metazoa; Chordata; Mammalia; Afrosoricida; Chrysochloridae.
AUGGAGACUAGCGAGUAUACUGAGGGAUCGGAGUCACGGUCUUUAGACCUACAGCCCAGCUCCGAAGGAUUAGGGUCCAGUUCAGAUCAGCUUCCUUCUUCAGAUGGUGUUAUUAGGUCUGCUCUUGCAACCGCAACCGCAGCAGCUGCAUCGGCUGCAUCAGCUGCAUCGGCUGCAUCAGCUGUAGCUGCUUCCACUGUCAAAGUAGCUGCAUUAUCUACAAAGACUCCAAGGCCCUACUCUGGGACCAUCCUCACCGAUCCCUCCUCUGAUCCCUCCUCUGAUCUCAGUCUUCCUGGGGAUCCCUGUGCUGGACCCAAUUUUACUCACAAGAGAGGCCGUGGAAAUCCUGACUUUGAACCCACCUAUAUUUCUUGUGUUGCUCAGGACCCCUGUACUUCAACUGACAGCUCUCCCUGUUGUCCUCCUCGUGACUCUAGCUCUGGUCCUGUUCCUGACUCUAGCUCUAGCCCUGGCCGGGGCUCUGGCCCUGACACUGGUCCUGGUCCUGCCUCUGAUACUAAACCUUGUCCAAGUUCUGGCCCUUGUCCAGGCUCUGGCCCUGUUCCAGACUCUGGUUCAGGUCCAGUCACUGGUCCUGAGCUCAGAAACGUUCAGAAAAAUCUGGUCCCUAAUGGCACCUCCUGGGGUUCACACAGCUGCUUGGAGCCUCAGAAACAGCCUUCCUGGGAAUUUUUGCAAGUCCCAGAACCUGGUGCCCGAGGGUUAUGGAAGUCCUCAAAGGUUGAAGGGACAUCUAAUGGACUCCCAAGAAAGUUGCCACGGGGCCACUGUCUCCUGUACAACUGGGAGGAGGAGAGAGCUACCAACCACCUGGAUCGAAUCCCAAACAUGCAGGAUGGCUCUGAGAGUUUCUUCUUCCGACAUGGACACCAAGGACUGCUGACCCUGCAGCUACAGUCACCCAUGGCCUCCAGCACCACCCACAGAGACUCAUACCAUCCCCCAGGAAACCUCUGUCAGCCACUUCGAGGGAAGCGGGAAAUUAUGCUGGAGCUGCUCUUGCACCACCAGAUCUGUAAAGAGGUGCAGGCAGAGCAGGAGCCCACAAGGAAGCUCUUUGAGGCUGAAUCUGUGACACAUCGUGACUACCAAAUGGAGCUGGUGCAAACAGGGCCUCCUGCCCCUACCCAGCCCCACGACUACCAUCAGGAGCAGCCUGAAACCUUCUGGCUACAGAGGGCACCACAGCUACCAGUAUGUGAGGGUGACUAA